AAAUUUGUCAAAGUCAAAAUCAAAUCACAUUUUGGGACUUCUAAAAAUAUGGCUUGCACUUAAUCCUAUCAGCCAACAUAAUGAAAAAAGUAACGAUGGAAAUCGCCAGCUCGUUGGAUGGCUUCACCAGAAACUUGUAUCAUCAUUUAGUCGAUUUGAAUCCCAACAAGGAUUUAAUAUGCUCGCCACUGUCUAUACAAACCAGCUGUGCAAUGUUACGCAUGGGCGCAGAUAAGGACAGCGAGACAGCCAGACAAUUAGACGAGGGAAUGAACUUCAAUUCCAUUAAUGUCAAGGAGCUAGCUGAGAGGUUUCACACUGUACUCGAUUAUUAUCUGCAGUGUAGAGUUUUACAUAUGGCCAACAAGGUGUAUAUUAUGAAGAGAUAUCAAGCCAGUCAGGAAUUCGUCAAAGUAUUGACUCAAAAGUUUCUCUCUCAACCCGAGAAUAUUGAUUUCUCCCUUAACGAGCAAGCAGCUGAAACCAUCAAUAGUUGGGUUAAGGCCAAGACGAACAACUUGAUCAAAAACCUAGUCAGCCCAAGUAUUCUGAACGAUGAAAGUCGACUCGUGCUGGUCAAUGCGAUUCACUUCAAGGGAGAGUGGAGCAUCAAGUUCGAUGAGAAUAAGACUAAAAGGGAAGAUUUCUUUUUGGAUGAUAAAAACAAGAUUCAAGCACCCAUGAUGAAUUCUACGCAUAACUACUACUUUGCUGAGCUGCCAGACUUAGAAGCAAAAGCCUUGAGCAUACCUUAUAUAGAUACUGCACUAUUUUUGCUAGUCGUAUUGCCCAAUAGCAUAACUGGCCUAAAGGAUCUGGAACUGAAGCUGAGAUCAACACAGCUUGAAACAAUAACUUCGUUGCUAACUCAACAAAAAGUUGUUGUCAAGCUGCCCAAAUUCAAAGCUGAAUUCGAACAAGAACUAACACCAGUCUUCCGAGGGCUGGGCAUGGAAAGGAUCUUCAGUGAUCAGGCUGAAUUUGGCAAAAUACUUCAGCAGGGCGAGCCGCUGAAAGUGUCUAAAAUCGUACAUAAGGCCUUCAUCGAAGUCAACGAAGAGGGCACUGAAGCUGCUGCAGCAACUGCCUUGGUUGUGAAGAUGAUAAGAAGUGCGCCUCUAGAGCCAAAAAUCCAAAUAUUUCAUGCCAAUCAUCCCUUUUACUAUACCAUCUACGAUGCCAACCAUGGAUGCCUGUUUGUGGGAAACCUCCACAAUCCAGCUGAUCAGUUGAACAGUACCCUAUGCGUCUGUUAAUAAUUAAAAAAUAUUAAAUUAAUUAGUCAACUCUA
Drosophila grimshawi is the source of this 1291-nucleotide messenger RNA. Its product is annotated as antichymotrypsin-2. Bases 81 to 1256 code for a protein of 391 amino acids. Lineage: Eukaryota; Metazoa; Arthropoda; Insecta; Diptera; Drosophilidae. The transcript has a single exon. The record is from RefSeq and is a predicted model, not a curated record. Gene Ontology annotation, molecular function: serine-type endopeptidase inhibitor activity.